AUGAGCACGGAUUCUGAAUUACAGGCCAAAUAUGAUGUCGCCGUCGAGCGUUACCAAGCUGCCAAACAGGAUGAGGCAGCUGCUAAGAAGGAAAGGGAUGAGAAAUGGGAUUUGGUAUGGAAGUCACAAUUGACCACCAAAGAGUAUUUUCUCGCUUGGGCAGAAAUAAACAAAACGGAAAUGACUUUUAUUGAAAGGGUUAAACAAAGGUAUGCUACUGAAUGUGAAAGAAAUUCGUGCUAUACAGAUUGGAUGAAAUACAGGCAUGGAGGUGACUCCAAGGAAACGCAAAUAGCCCAGCAUCGCGCAGAGUUGGCUCACACAAUGGAGGUUGUUUACAGUGAUUACUCUCCAUAUUGGAUAAAAUGGUACAAGUUGGAUUGCAAAGUUAGGUGGGUGUAUUAUCAGCUCAAGGCAGAAGGUUAUGACAACAUUGCAGAUGAGCUAGAUAGGUCAAGGAAAUUGUUUUGUGAUCGCAUAAAAGCCAAUGGUGAAGCCCUCUCUAAUGCCCGGAAUGCGGCCGUGGAAGCGUUAAAUAAAUGGGAACAAGAAGAUGAUCGUGUCGCCUGGGAUAAGGCCAAACCAGAGUACGACGCUGAGUUAGCCAAGUGGAAUCAGUUCAAACCCAAGGGUGUACAAUACGCGGAGAAGUUGGAGGAAAAAAUAUGUGAAUGUGCGAAAAACUCUUCAACAGGAUACACUAUUGGUAGUAAGUGUAAGAGUAGUGCGUUGAAGAAUGAAAUCGGUCAGAACAGUCAAACGAUUGAUGAUUUAAAUGCUCAACUGGACGAGAAGGAUCAACAGAUCGCUGCCUUAAAGGACGAAUUGGACCAAAAGAGUCGAGAAAAUGAUAUAUUGCAUGGAAGAAUAAGUGCACUAGAGGUGACAGUUGGAGACAUGAGUACUUUUACCAGGUCGAUAAUUCACAAGAAUCAAGCAUUGAUCAAUUGGCAAUGUAGACAGCUUGAAGAAUUCGAAUCUUUCGCACGCACAACAAUUGAGCAGGAGUGGCAAAAUUGGUUGGAAAGGAUGACGUCAUUAUAUGAAAACUUGGUAAAUUGGAUCCAGGAAAGAAUUGUUAAAAUGGCAGCAUUGGAAAAAGAGGAAGCUGCCGCUCGUAAUAAGUAUAAGCAUGAAUUUAAUGAUUCGGUCAAAGAAAUUGAGAAGCAUCACUUUGCGCUUAAGGAAAUGUUGAGUGGGCGGAUAUUUGAAUAG
This is a messenger RNA of Trypanosoma theileri, 1215 nucleotides long. RefSeq lists its product as uncharacterized. The record is from RefSeq and is a predicted model, not a curated record. The transcript has a single exon. Bases 1 to 1215 code for a protein of 404 amino acids. NCBI's taxonomy places the organism in Eukaryota, Euglenozoa, Kinetoplastea, Trypanosomatida, Trypanosomatidae.